GGCGGAGAUCGACGAGAUGCUGAUGCUCGUGAGGCAGAAGUACGGGGCACCCGCCGACGUGCACAUGCUGCCGCUGCUGGAGCACGAGUUCGCACCGAAGCGCUUCAGCAUGGCGAGGGCAAGGAUCCACGCCGCGCGGUGCCUCACGGGCGGCCGCCGUGUGCUCCCGCCCGCGGGCGAGCAGCUCGACCGCGGCCGCCUCGCGGCCGAGCUGCAGCGCGAGCGCGGCCCCAGGGGCAGCUCGCCGGGCGUCUCGGUCGUCACCUUCGUCAGCAGCAGCUGGGUCAUCCAGGAGGCCGACAGGUCCGUGAGGGUGGCGGUGCGCCGCUCGGGGGACUGCGCGCGGGCGCUCCGCGUGCCCUACGAGACGCGCGACGGCACGGCCCGGGGCGGGCAG
Prorocentrum cordatum is the source of this 397-nucleotide messenger RNA. The record is from the annotation of a GenBank genome assembly. Lineage: Eukaryota; Dinophyceae; Prorocentrales; Prorocentraceae.